Molecule: messenger RNA, 1632 nt
Organism: Aureobasidium namibiae CBS 147.97
Lineage: Eukaryota; Fungi; Ascomycota; Dothideomycetes; Dothideales; Saccotheciaceae
Product: SUC2 like protein
Exons: 8
Coding region: 1-1632 (543 amino acids)
Cellular component (GO): membrane
Molecular function (GO): sucrose:proton symporter activity
Source: RefSeq, a predicted model, not a curated record
AUGGCACAGGCGCAAUGGCAGGGGACACCUCAUGUCAAAGGCUCGAGCGAGUCCAUGCGCAUGGUGCUUUUGACAUUCAGCUUGAUCGGUUUGCAAUUCACAUGGGGAACUGAGAUGACUUACUGCACUCCGUAUCUGUUGCAGCUCGGUCUUACCAAAAGCAAGCUCUCGCUUGUUUGGAUAGCUGGACCAUUAUCAGGACUGAUCAUGCAGCCGAUUGUCGGUAUCAUGGCCGACAAGAGCACCUCGAAAUGGGGUCGUCGACGACCUGUCAUGGUCGGUGGUACGGUCAUUGUGAGCAUCUGUCUACUGAUUCUGGGCUGGACGAAAGAGAUUGUUGCUGCAUUCGUUGAAGAAGGGGAACUGCGCCGUGAAGCCACCAUCUUUCUGGCCGUGUUGUCGAUCUAUGCUCUUGACUUUGCUAUCAAUGCUGUUCAAUCUUCAUGUCGCAGUCUCAUCGUAGACACUUUGCCCAUCCCAAAGCAACAACUGGGCUCUGCGUGGGCAAGCAGAAUGGUGGCUGUUGGUCAUCUCAUCGGCUAUGGAGCCGGUGCACUGGAUCUGGGCUUAAUCUUUGGGACACUUAUUGGUGACACACAGUUCAAACAGCUCACUGUCAUUGCAGCCGUGGCUCUCAUCGUAGCCAUUGGAGUUACAUGCUGGGCUGUCGAGGAGCGUGUGCUUCUGGUCAGAGGAGAAGGUGUAAAGGAUGAGGGCCUGGUUGCGGUGCUUACGCAAAUCUUCAAGACCACCAAGAAUCUACCCAGGCGGAUUCAAAUGAUCUGCUGGAUCCAGUUCUGGUCAUGGAUAGGAUGGUUCCCGUUCCUCUUCUAUUCCACAACCUGGGUUGGAGAAAUAUAUCUCAGAUACGAUGCGCCUCCAGAUGUAAAGAACUCGAAGGAUCCGCUAACCGACAUCGGCCGGGUGGGAAGCAUGUCGUUGAUUGUGUUUUCCAUUGUCACAUUCAUUGGCUCAAUCACGCUGCCAUGGAUGGUCAAAUCUCCAGAGGAUGAGAAGCCAGAUUUUACGCCCAGACCUCCUGCAAGCAUUGCGCCAAUUGUGAGGACUGUGGUGGAGCGCAAGCCCAGCCUGUUGACUGCCUGGACGGUAUCACACCUCAUCUUUGCAGGAUCCAUGGUCUUUGCUCCGUUCGUCACCUCGUUACGUUUCGCGACAAUCUUGGUUGCGGUUUGCGGAAUACCGUGGGCUCUCGCUUGCUGGGCUCCUUUUACCUUCAUGGGUGUCGAGAUCAGCAAGCUCGGCAGCAGCUUACCUACCGCAAGACGCGGCAGUCACCAAUACCAGAGAGUACCGGACGAUUCCAUCGAGAUGAGCUCGGAGGCUAGAAGUGUCGGAAAGCACGAGGACUCUGCCAAUGGUGAGCUUGCUGGUAUCUACCUAGGCAUCCUUAACUUGUACACCACGCUACCCCAGUUUAUUGCUACUGGUAUCUCGAUGGUGGUGUUCACAGUGCUCGAGCCUGGCAAAAGUCCGGAACUGGCAAAGGAUGCCCACCCGGAUGAGCAUCACAGUACAGAAGGUUACAACGGCAUAGCGGUGUGUUUGUUCAUUGGAGCUCUGUGCUCUGUCGCGGCUGCAGUCGCAACUCAGAGGUUCAAGAAUACCACAUAA